Aspergillus mulundensis is the source of this 552-nucleotide messenger RNA. RefSeq names its product U2 snRNP complex subunit MSL1. Gene Ontology annotation, biological process: mRNA splicing, via spliceosome. NCBI's taxonomy places the organism in Eukaryota, Fungi, Ascomycota, Eurotiomycetes, Eurotiales, Aspergillaceae. The record is from RefSeq and is a predicted model, not a curated record. Gene Ontology annotation, cellular component: U12-type spliceosomal complex. The coding region runs from base 1 to 552 and encodes 183 amino acids. Gene Ontology annotation, molecular function: U12 snRNA binding; pre-mRNA intronic binding. The transcript is spliced from 3 exons.
AUGCCUGUUCGCCCACCAGCAAAGCCACCUGCUGGUCUUCCAAACCAAACGUUGUAUUGUACCAAUCUUCCAGACAAGCUUCGAAAACAUGAUCUCCGACUAUCGCUUUACACUCUCUUUUCCACGUACGGCACUGUUCUCGACAUUGUGGCCAUGAAGACCGAGAAGAUGCGGGGCCAAGCGCAUAUUGUCUUCAAGGAUAUUCAAGCAAGUACGCAAGCGAUGCGUGCACUCCAGGGGUUCCAAUUCUUUGGCAAGCCAAUGAAAAUUGUUUACGCCAGUAGCACCUCAGAUGUUAUCGCUAGACUUCGCGGAACCUAUAUUGCCCCGGUAGCAGCCCCCGGUCAAAAUACGACUGUCUCAACGGAUCUUCAAAAGUCGAUUUUCAGUGGACCUCCUGGGGCAGCCGCUUUGCCUUCAAAGCCUUCGGGUGAGCCCAAUGGAACGGCCCAAGGAGUCAAGCGGCCUCGCGAGGAAGAAAGCGAUGAAGGCGAAGCGCCCAUGGAUGAGGAUAGUGAUGUGCCAAUGGAGGCCUCUUCAGAUGAGGAUUAA